Macadamia integrifolia is the source of this 1335-nucleotide messenger RNA. Its product is annotated as cell number regulator 6-like. The record is from RefSeq and is a predicted model, not a curated record. The coding region runs from base 396 to 1112 and encodes 238 amino acids. The transcript is spliced from 4 exons. NCBI's taxonomy places the organism in Eukaryota, Viridiplantae, Streptophyta, Magnoliopsida, Proteales, Proteaceae.
UCAUGGUAACAACCAGGAAUAAUGGAAUCCUGCCUGCCGCGCUAACAAGACGUCGUCUUCUAGUUAGAGAAACUCGUCCAAAUGUCAAAUGACUUGAAAUAUAGCGUUUCCAGUAGUUUUAGGGGACGGUGUGUUCAUCCGUUGACGUUAUCGGAGUAGUGAUCUUCCUGGAAACUUUCGCCAUUGUUGGAAUCCUCCCCAGAUUUGUAAAGGUAUUUGGUUGCCGUUUAGGUGUUGCAUUGGUGGGUCGAUCUGUUAUCGCGCGCAGAGAUCACUCCUCCUGAUAUAUACGAAUCGAAAGACGCAUUGAUUUGCCAGAUUUGGAAGGGUUUUGUAUAAUUUUGCAGGGUGGGAAUUUCAGGGGGUUCCUCAAUUGAUUCUCAUUGUUGGAUCCGAUGGCGGAAGGGACUGCGCAAUCUCGCUAUGUGAAGCUUACGAAGGAACAAGCUCCUGUGGAGGAGGAAAUUACUCCAGGGGAGCUCAAUCAGCCUAUUCAGGUUCCUCAGUUGAAUGUUCACAGGUGCAGUGAGUGUGGUCAGCCCCUUCCCGAGAGCUAUGAGCCUCCAGCAGAUGAACCUUGGACAACUGGGAUAUUUAACUGUGCUGAGGAUACAGAGAGUUGCUGGACUGGACUUUUUUGCCCUUGUGUGUUGUUUGGGCGUAAUGUGGAAAGCCUGAGAGAAGAUAUCCCCUGGACACAGCCAUGCGUUUCUCAUGCCAUUUGUGUUGAAGGUGGCAUUGCACUAGCUGCAGCAACAGCAAUCUUCCAUGGUAUUGAUCCAAGGACGUCAUUUCUCAUUUGUGAGGGUUUGAUGUUUUCUUGGUGGAUGUGUGGCAUCUACACUGGUCUUUUCCGACAAUCAUUACAGAAGAAAUAUCAUCUCAAGAACUCACCUUGUGACCCAUGCAUGGUACAUUGUUGCAUGCACUGGUGUGCGUUGUGUCAGGAGCACAGGGAAAUGAAAGGACGUUUGUCUGAUAAUAUUGUAAUGCCUAUGACAAUUGUCAACCCUCCUCCAGUACAAGAAAUGAAAGCAAAUGAGAACCAGGAGUCUGCACCUGCCGAAGCAAAUGGUAGUGAACACUCUAAUUUGGAGAUGCAGGCCUUGUAGGAUUCAGAUAUGUGGAACAAAGGUUGAAUUAGAAACGAGAUUUUGUAUUCGUUCUUUUCUUAUUUUUCUUGCAUCAAAUUUAUACCCAACUGUGGGAUGCUUAUGCAGGCAUCCUGAGAGAAACCUGCCUGGUUUACAUGAGCUAUACAGAUGCACCAGUUGAUAGCAUCACCUUUAUAAUAUUUUGAAUUCCUUGUCUCUUAGUAAUAUUUUUUUCAUGAAA